GCGGCUUACCCCAAGGGCCAAAGAGUCGAGGCCAAGUCGAGGCUCUGUCGUGGAACAUUCGAAUAAGACGGCGAUAUUCCCCAGCACACGAAUUCCGAAUUACCUGACAUGCGUUGACAGGGUCACUGUGGUGUUCCUGGAUAAUCCGUUGGCUACCAGUGGUCGAGAGCGGGUCUCUAGGGCAAAUCGCGCCGAAACUCCAUGACCCUGACAUGAGGCGGAGGACGGGGAAAAGCAGACCCAUAUCCGAAAACAUAUAAAAUGCUGCCUGCAUCAGCCAAUAUUCCCUCAGACCAGCACUUGCCCUCUGUUCUUCAUCUUUUCCACUCUCACUCAUCACCAUGCGCGCCUCCACCUUCGCUGCUCUCACCCUUGCUGCCGUCGUCGCCGCCGACCAAUGCAACACCGGUUCGGCUCAGUGCUGUAACUCAGUCAAGCAGGCUGAUGACGAGAGUCUCACCGGCAUCUUUGGCCUCCUCGGCAUCGUCGUGGGGGAAGUUACUGGCCAGGUCGGCGUUGACUGUUCGCCUAUCGGCGCUCUUUCCUCCGGCGGUGGUCAGUGCAACCAGCACCCCGUCUGCUGCACGAACAACACAUUCAAGGGCCUCGUCAACCUUGGCUGCUCCCCCAUCAACGUUGGUCUCUAGAGAUAGAUUUGGUAUAGAGUGGUUAUUAUUUGGCUUGAUACCUAUAGUCUCGCAUUCGAAUAAUACUUCUAUUUAACUUGGUAAUCGACUGGCC
Messenger RNA from Coniophora puteana RWD-64-598 SS2, 741 nucleotides. Its product is annotated as fungal hydrophobin. NCBI's taxonomy places the organism in Eukaryota, Fungi, Basidiomycota, Agaricomycetes, Boletales, Coniophoraceae. The transcript has 3 exons. Gene Ontology annotation, cellular component: fungal-type cell wall. Bases 342 to 647 code for a protein of 101 amino acids. Gene Ontology annotation, molecular function: structural constituent of cell wall. The record is from RefSeq and is a predicted model, not a curated record.